Messenger RNA from Exophiala bonariae, 396 nucleotides. RefSeq lists its product as uncharacterized. The record is from RefSeq and is a predicted model, not a curated record. Lineage: Eukaryota; Fungi; Ascomycota; Eurotiomycetes; Chaetothyriales; Herpotrichiellaceae. The coding region runs from base 1 to 396 and encodes 131 amino acids. The transcript has a single exon.
AUGGGAGACGCUCAAGACCUCGCCGACCAGACCGUGGCCGUCUUCUGUGAGCCCGACCCGCAAAAGCGAGCCAGGGACAUCGCCAAACUAUGGGCCCCCGACGGCGAGCACUUCGGCGGCUUCCAGGCCAAGGGCUAUGCUGGUCUCGAAGAGGGUAUCCAAGGAUCAUACGACAACCAGGUGGUGAAGAAAGGGCUGAAGUGGAGGGCAUACAACGCUCUGAAGAGGGACAAUAUCGUGUUUUUCAUGUUUGAUGGAGUUUCCCAAAGUACUGGGGAGGUGGUCGGUUUCGGAUCAUAUGUGCUCGUUCUGGCAGAUGACGGGAAGAUUCAAAAGGACUAUACUUUUGUCUUGCAGAAUCGGUUCGCAUCUGGCGAGAAUGGCAAGAAGUUGUAG